Molecule: messenger RNA, 2733 nt
Organism: Sesamum indicum (sesame)
Lineage: Eukaryota; Viridiplantae; Streptophyta; Magnoliopsida; Lamiales; Pedaliaceae
Product: golgin Putative 1
Biological process (GO): Golgi organization; retrograde transport, vesicle recycling within Golgi
Cellular component (GO): Golgi membrane; Golgi cisterna
Source: RefSeq, a predicted model, not a curated record
GCUUGAAAUGCACACAGCCCCUGUAACAAACAACUGACACAAGCGAUCUACCUUGAAAUUAUUUCACUAUAUUUAAUCGAUCUCCAAUAUCUCACUGAGAGAUUAGUCCAGUUGAAAUACUGGUAUCUUGAAUUAGCCCCAUUUGAUGAUUCAAAGAGUAUAGAGAGUUUUGUUUGCAGUAAUUGAGUUGAUUCGAUGGCUUCAUGGCUGAAAGCGGCUGAAGAUUUAUUUGAAGUAGUGGAUCGAAGGGCAAAGCUUGUGGUUGGUGAGAAAUCAGACGAGCUGCCUGUUCCCACCCCAGGUUCUAAUAGACGAGGAUCUCAUGCAAAGAAGAGUAGACCAAGAUCAAAGAAGAAACUCCUACCGGAUGAAGUUCCUUCUGCCGUGGAUGAAAGAGAACAAACUAUCACUGAAACAUCGCUAUCACAAGCAGAACCUGAUGGGAAUGUACCCAUAUCUCUGAUUGAAAGUGGUGAAAAUAAUCCAGGUACUAGUGGCAACGUUGACAUUGAUGAGCAACACAAGGCUGAUAGAGAUGGGUCCACAACAGAGAAUUCUAUAUCUGGAACAUUAUCUAACGAUGAGGCCAAGCCAGUUGGCGAUCAUCUGGAUGUAGAAACUUCUAAGGCUGAAGCUAUGGCCUCAAAUUUAAAUGAUGAUGUCAGGAUGGCAGAACUUGCAGAUACCCCUGUUGGAAAUCCAUCAACUUCUGCCAAAGAUGUUGACGUUGUCAAUGGCAAUUCUCCAGCUGACUCCAAUCAGAAUAUGAUGUCAGAAGAGGCAGGUCCUUUGAAAAGUGCUGAACUUUCAGAAUCUCAAACUCCACAUGAAGAUGCGGCAACCAAAGCUGAUUCCCAGUCAAAGGAUCUGGAAUUAGUUAUUGAACCUGGUAUCCAAAAUAAGCAGCAUAAGGAACAAACAUCUGUUACGUCUGCGGUGAAAGUACAGGAGCAACUAGAUGAGGCUCAAGGAUUACUUAAAAGUGCAAUCUCAACAGGGCAGUCAAAAGAAGCUCGUCUAGCCCGGGUUUGUGCCGGACUUUCAACACGCCUGCAAGAGUACAAAUCUGAGAAUGCUCAGUUGGAAGAGCUUCUCGUGGCAGAGAGGGAAUUAACUAAAUCAUAUGAGGCUCACAUAAAGCAGCUCCAGAAAGAUCUCUCUGCAUCUAAAGGAGAGGUGAGCAGAGUGGAGGCAAAUAUGGUAGAGGCAUUAUCAGCAAAGAAUGCUGAAAUUGAGUCACUUGUCAGUUCUGUUGAUGCGCUGAAGAAGCAAGCUGCUUUGUCUGAAGGGAAUUUGGCAUCACUGCAGGCAAAUAUGGAGUCUAUAAUGAGAAAUAGAGAACUGACAGAAACAAGGAUGAUGCAAGCCCUAAGGGAGGAACUGGCUGCUGCUGAGCGAAGAGCUGAGGAAGAGCGCUCUGCACAUAAUGCUACAAAGCUGGCAGCAAGGGAAAGGGAAGUAGAAUUGGAACAGAGAGCUAUUGAGGCAUCCACAGCAUUAGCCAGAAUUCAGAGAACUGCAGAUGAUAGGGCUUCAAAGGCAGCAGAUCUUGAGCAGAAGGUAGCCCUUCUUGAGGCUGAAUGUUCGUCUCUCAAUCAAGAACUGCAAGAUAUGGAAGCUCGUAUUCGCCGUGGACAAAAGAAGUCCCCUGAAGAUGCAAAUCAAGCUAUUCAGGUGCAGGCAUGGCAAGAGGAAGUCGAGCGCGCACGUUUAGGUCAGAGAGAAGCAGAGAGCAAACUUUCUUCAAUGGAGGCUGAAGUUCAAAAGAUGAGGGUUGAAAUGGCUGCCAUGAAGAGGGAUGCUGAGCAUUACUCACGCCAGGAACAUAUGGAGCUGGAGAAACGCUAUCGCGAGCUAACUGAUUUAUUGUAUUACAAGCAAACACAACUGGAAACUAUGGCCAGUGAGAAGGCUGCAGCUGAGUUUCAGUUGGAAAAGGAAGUAAAGAGGCUUCAAGAAGCACAGUUAGAAGCUGAAAGGAAUAGAGUUUCUCGUCGAGCGUCAUCCUCUUGGGAAGAGGACACUGACAUGAAAGCACUUGAGCCUCUCCCAUUGCAUCAUCGCCACAUGGCAGGGGCAAGCUUACAGUUACAAAAGGCAGCAAAGCUUUUAGAUACUGGAGCUGUCAGGGCCACAAGAUUCUUGUGGCGGUAUCCUACUGCCCGAAUUAGCCUGCUUUGCUAUCUGGUGUUUGUGCAUUUCUUCUUGAUGUACCUCUUGCAUCGCCUUCAGGAGCAAGCUGAUACUUACACGUCCAGAGAAGUUGCAGCUUCUAUGGGAUUAUUGAACAAAACGCUACCUUGAGCAGCAUAGUUGGAACCUGCUUCCAGUUAAUACUUUAGAGCAUAUAAAAAAUGUCGGGAGGGAUGACUGGGUGGUUUCAUAUCAAAUUUGUCACGAGAACUCACUUUCUCAGUAUGUGUCUGGUACGCUGAUUGCUGAAUGAGUUUUUCUCAAGGUCACUCCCACUGGUUCCCAAGUCUAACAAGAUUCAUGCCUGGGCUCGACUAACUCUCAGUGCCGUGGUUGAGAUGUAAAUGACUAACAUCUUUGGUUUUACGAAUGGACGCUGACUGGAGUGAUAUUCUUUGCACAUUUAGCAGAACUAUCUGUAUAUGUAAACUCUCAAAAGUGUAGCCUUUAAUUGUUCGUUUGGACUUCCAUUUUUAUGGUAGAUGUAGGCUGGAUAAUAAAACUAAUAUAGUGUGUCCCUAGUUUGGGGUUUGUGUUUAA